Micropterus dolomieu (smallmouth bass) is the source of this 721-nucleotide messenger RNA. RefSeq names its product ras-related protein Rab-7L1-like. The transcript is spliced from 5 exons. The coding region runs from base 1 to 615 and encodes 204 amino acids. Gene Ontology annotation, cellular component: trans-Golgi network; Golgi apparatus; vesicle. The record is from RefSeq and is a predicted model, not a curated record. Gene Ontology annotation, biological process: vesicle-mediated transport. Gene Ontology annotation, molecular function: GTP binding; GTPase activity. NCBI's taxonomy places the organism in Eukaryota, Metazoa, Chordata, Actinopteri, Centrarchiformes, Centrarchidae.
AUGACGGAGCACUUGCUGAAAAUACUGGUUGUUGGUGAUGGAAAUGUUGGGAAAUCCUCCUUUGUGCAUCGCUACGUCAACGGACAGUUCAACAAGAUGUACAAGAUGACAGUGGGAGUUGAUUUUUCUGUGAAGCUGCUGCACUGGUCUGAUAAAGAAAAGGUCAGACUGCAACUGUGGGACAUUGCAGGCCAGGAGCGUUUCAUAUCCAUGACCAGGAUCUAUUAUAAAGGUGCAUCAGGCUGUGUCGUGAUGUUUGACGUCACCAGCUCGUCCAGCUUCCUUAGCUGUCGCCAUUGGAAACAGGACCUGGACAACAAGGCCAUGCUGCACAACGGAGACUCUGUCCCCUGCAUCCUGCUGGCCAACAAGUGCGACCUAGCUCAGCGGGUUGUGUCAGCAGACAGCAUCGACAAGUUCAGUAAGGCCAACGGCUUCGUUGCGUGGAUGGAGACGUCAGUCAAAGAGAACAAGAACAUUGAAGAAGCUAUGAGGAGGUUGGUGCAGGAGAUUUUGACAGUUCAGUCCAAUCUUGACCCACGUCAACCCGGACCCCAAGACAACGUUUCUCCUGAACUGGACUCAGAGUACAACAGCAGAAAAGGCUGCUGCUGAAACACUGGGUUACGCUGAGCAGAUCCAAGGGCACAAGUGAAACAAAGGAUCUCAUACGUGUUUUUAAAACUACGUUCUGAUUGGAAAAUUCUUGGGUGGGUGAAAG